GGCAGCGAUGUGAGCUGGACGCCCGCCCCGGAGGAGUCUGGACCGAACGUCCCCGGAGAGUCGCCGCUGAGCCAGGCAGUCAGCUUCCAGCACAUGGACUUGAACUGGGAUCUCAUUUGGGAAGCAUAAGUAUCCAAUCAACCUCGCUAUUUUUUCAUUUGGAAAAUACUCACGUUCCAGUGGCUCACCAUCCUGUGCUUCACUUUCCGAAAGCCUGGCAACCCCAUGUGGACUCCUGGUAGAAUGAGCAAUGCAAAGAGCUGGCUUGGACUUGGCAUGUCCUUGUACUUCUGGGGACUGAUGGACCUUACGACCACUGUUCUCUCCAGCACACCAACACCACCAGGCAAAUUAGAGGCGCUCCUGUCAGACAAGCCACAGUCACACCUGCGGACAAAGAGGAGCUGGGUUUGGAACCAGUUUUUUGUUCUGGAAGAGUACACUGGAACAGACCCUCUGUAUGUCGGCAAGCUCCAUUCAGACAUGGACAGGGGGGACGGAUCCAUCAAAUACAUCCUCUCAGGAGAAGGCGCAGGCAUCGUGUUUACCAUCGAUGACACCACAGGGGACAUCCACGCCAUCCAGAGGCUCGACCGAGAGGAGAGGGCCCAGUACACCCUAAGGGCGCAAGCCCUGGACAGGCGGACAGGCAGGCCAAUGGAACCAGAGUCAGAGUUCAUCAUCAAAAUCCAAGACAUCAACGACAAUGAGCCCAAGUUCCUGGACGGACCUUAUGUUGCCACCGUGCCAGAAAUGUCACCAGUGGGGACCUCAGUCAUCCAGGUGACAGCCACAGACGCGGACGACCCGACCUACGGCAACAGCGCCCGGGUGGUGUACAGCAUUCUCCAGGGCCAGCCGUACUUCUCUGUGGACUCCAAGUCAGGUGUGAUCAGGACGGCGCUCAUGAACAUGGACCGAGAGGCGAAGGAAUACUACGAAGUGAUUAUCCAGGCCAAGGACAUGGGAGGGCAGCUUGGCGGGUUAUCUGGGACCACGACGGUCAACAUCACGCUUUCGGAUGUCAAUGAUAACCCACCCCGCUUUCCCCAGAAGCAUUACCAGAUGAGUGUGCUGGAAUCAGCUCCCAUCAGCUCCACUGUGGGGAGAGUGUUUGCCAAAGACCUGGACGAAGGAAUCAAUGCAGAGAUGAAGUACACAAUUGUGGAUGGAGACGGUGCCGAUGCCUUUGACAUUAACACAGACCCCAACUUCCAAGUCGGCAUCAUAACCGUGAAGAAGCCACUGAGUUUUGAAAGCAAGAAAAGCUACACCUUAAAGGUGGAGGGAGCCAAUCCUCACCUAGAGAUGCGUUUUCUGAGCCUGGGCCCCUUUCAGGACACAACCACAGUGCACAUCAGUGUGGAAGAUGUGGAUGAGCCCCCCGUAUUUGAACCUGGCUUUUAUUUUGUGGAGGUACCUGAAGAUGUGGCAAUUGGAACCACCAUACAGAUCAUUUCUGCCAAGGACCCAGAUGUGACCAACAACUCGAUCAGAUAUUCCAUCGACAGAAGCAGUGACCCUGGAAGGUUCUUCUAUGUCGACAUUACAACAGGGGCUCUGAUGACUGCAAGACCCCUGGACCGGGAAGAGUUUUCUUGGCAUAACCUCACUAUCCUUGCUAUGGAAAUGAACAACCCUGCCCAGGUCGGAAGUGUUGCUGUCCCGAUCAGAGUCCUGGACGUGAACGACAACGCUCCGGAGUUCCCCCGAUUCUACGAGGCCUUCGUCUGUGAGAACGCCAAAUCGGGGCAGCUGAUCCAGACGGUGAGUGCAGUGGACCACGAUGACCCACGCAACGGCCAGCACUUCCACUACAGCUUGGCCCCCGAGGCUGCCAACAACCCCAACUUCACCCUAAGGGACAACCGAGAUAACACGGCCCGCAUCCUGACCCGGAGGUCUGGCUUCCGGCAGCAGGAGCAGAGCGUCUUCCACCUGCCCAUCCUGGUAUCGGACGACGGGCAGCCGGUACUGAGCAGCACGGGCACGCUGACUAUCCAGGUGUGCAGCUGUGACGACAGUGGCCACGUCCUGUCCUGCAGCCCCGAGGCCUACAUGCUCCCGGUCACUCUGAGCCGAGGUGCCCUCAUCGCCAUCCUGGCCUGCAUCUUUGUCCUCCUAGUGCUGGUGCUGCUCAUCCUGUCCAUGCAGCGGCACCGGAAGCAGCCGUACACCAUCGACGACGACGAGAACAUCCACGAGAACAUUGUCCGCUACGACGACGAGGGCGGCGGCGAGGAGGACACCGAGGCCUUCGACAUCGCCGCACUGUGGAACCCGCGGGAGGCGCAGGUGGGGGGCGCCCCCAAGUCGCGGCAGGACAUGCUGCCGGAAAUCGAGAGCCUCUCCCGCCACGUGCCGCAGACCUGCGCCGUCAGCAGCACCGUCCACAGCUACGUGCUGGCCAAGCUCUACGAGGCCGACAUGGACCUGUGGGCCCCUCCCUUCGACUCCCUCCAGACGUACAUGUUCGAGGGGGACGGCUCGGUGGCCGGGUCGCUGAGCUCCCUGCAGUCGGCCACGUCGGACUCGGAGCAGAGCUUCGACUUUCUAACGGACUGGGGCCCCCGCUUCCGGAAGCUGGCCGAGCUCUACGGGGCGGCGGAAGGGCCGGCCCCCGUGUGGUGACGGAGGCCCCUGCGCGCCAAAACCCUGAACCCGGGCGUUCCGGGAGGAUGCUUCCCGGACAACAUGCAACCAACCCCACGAGCAAUACUGUGCUGGAGAGUGAGACUGGGGGAGCAGAAGAGCAGAAUUCUCUCUGGGUCAGCUUUACUACUUGGUUAGAUUACAGAAACACAAGAAGAAGCGGGCAGAAUCUCCCAUUAUCUUUUUUUUCUUCUCUUUUCUUUUUAACUUUGGGACACACUGUAUUCAAAGGCUCAGAGUCCAAGGUGAAGUAUGGCCAGCUCGGCUUUUCUUUGCCUUUCACCAAGGCCUUUGUCACUUUUUCACCACAAAGAGGCUCUGAUCUUAGGGUGACGAUUGAAAGCAGAAAGGUCUACUCUCAGAUUCUUUUUUUAUGUUAUUUUGUUCUCCAAUUCAGAGUUUUGCUAGCUCGUCAAACCGAAUAAACCAACCCACACAAAAGAACGCAGGGAAAAAAAGCUAUUCGGUGAAAUUAAUCUACUCGUCCUGGGGUGGAUCAAAAUUCUUUUAACCCUUUUGAGACCAAGUGAAGGCAAACGGCCUUGCAUGGGGGAUGGAUGGGCGGGGUGGGAGAAGGAAGAGGCAUUGACACUGCGCUCAAGUUUUUAGUGGCUGAACCGAGAGGUGCUGGCAUUACAACGAACGGAACUCCAUGAGGUUGGAGUACGCUUGUUCUCACAGCGUGUUCACUGUGCCCCUGCAAAAUCGUUCAGGAGGAAGCCAGAAAACCUGCCUCUUUUGCACUGUAGAUGUCUCUUCCACGUGCCAAAUGUGAAGAUUAGAUGCUACAAAUGAAAGCCAAAUAAGAAGAAGUAUCUGAUAAAAGCAUGGGUUAGAGGGCUUUCCUAAUCUGUGUGAGGUCAAUCCGAGGGAUGUUUACAUACUGUAGAUAACCUACUUGAACAAAAAUCAGUA
Artibeus jamaicensis (Jamaican fruit-eating bat) is the source of this 3567-nucleotide messenger RNA. It is a transcript of the gene CDH20, whose product is annotated as cadherin 20. Gene Ontology annotation, molecular function: calcium ion binding; cadherin binding. Gene Ontology annotation, biological process: multicellular organism development; adherens junction organization; cell morphogenesis. Gene Ontology annotation, cellular component: adherens junction; plasma membrane; catenin complex. The record is from RefSeq and is a predicted model, not a curated record. The transcript has 12 exons. The coding region runs from base 226 to 2631 and encodes 801 amino acids. NCBI's taxonomy places the organism in Eukaryota, Metazoa, Chordata, Mammalia, Chiroptera, Phyllostomidae.